AAAGUCACGCUUUCCCAAUCCCACGCGUGAACCUUCUCUUAUGCCCUCGAAUUUCAAAACCCAAGGCUCCUUCCUCUCAGAGACCUUAAAACCCCGGACUCUCCUCCCUGCCUUUCACUUGGAAACGUAGAGCUCUUGUUUUUCUUCACUAGACCGCUCCCUGGUAUCUAUUACAACUGCCAUCUCUCAUCUUGAGAGCUUAUACAACUAUGUCUGCAAUGCUGGAGGUCCGAGUUCCAAACCUGGAUUGUGAGGGCUGUGUUUCCAAGUUAAAGAAAGCUCUCUUCAAGCUCAAAGGGGUUGAAGAAGUGGAAGUAGAAAUGGAGAUCCAGAAAAUCACAGUCCGAGGCUAUGCCCUGGAGGAAAAGAAGGUGCUCAAAGCUAUUAAACGGGCGGGGAAAGCAGCAGAGCCGUGGCCAUUUCCAGGAUACUCCCACUACGCCUCAUUUUACAAGUACCCAACCUAUAUAGUGAACCAUUACUAUGACACUUACAAAAAUGAAGCUUCCAACGGUGUUCAUACUUUCUUCCAAACCCCAGCUGUUUACUCGGUUGCCGUGGCGUCUGAUGAGGCCGUUGCUUCACUUUUCAGCGACGAUAAUCCACAUGCUUGCUCUAUCAUGUGAACACAUGCGGCUUGUUUUUCAUUCUCUUUUAUUUAUUUCCCUUCAAUUUUGUUUGAAUUCGGUUUGCCUACCAGUGCAUGCAACUAUUGGUUAAAAAAUAUGAACUUAGGUGGAAUGUUAUGGCU
This is a messenger RNA of Theobroma umbraticum, 751 nucleotides long. RefSeq names its product Heavy metal transport/detoxification superfamily protein. The record is from RefSeq and is a predicted model, not a curated record. Gene Ontology annotation, molecular function: metal ion binding. Lineage: Eukaryota; Viridiplantae; Streptophyta; Magnoliopsida; Malvales; Malvaceae.